AUGACGGGGACACGGGCGCGUCUUCUCAGGGCAACGUCUCUCACCAUUUUACCUCCUCUUGCUGGACAUGCAGAAGCACAAGAACGAUUAAAACCAGGUGUGUCGAAAAAGCUACCGCCACCGCAGUCUUUGUUUUCUGGAGACCACAACAAAGUCUACAAUGUUCCCCAUAAACCUGGUCCACGCCGAACUCAAAGUGAAAGCAGACUAAUACAGCCCAAUGAUGAUCCAGGAGUCACAACCUCAAAGGGUGGACCGGAAUUUACAACAGAUUUGUGCGAUGGAAAGAAGAACACAAGCACAGAUGUAGAAUCUAAGUGGGAUAGGAUAGCGCCUCUUCUCCAGCAGAUAAAAGCUGCAGCUGCAUGUGGCUGCUCUGAGACCUCCCUGGAGCAUCUGUGCAACUUGUGCAUCAGUCUCCAUGACACCUUGGCAGAGGCCGGCAUGCUGGGCCAUUAUGGCUGCAAGAAGCGCUCCACUGUGUUGCGGACGCUGUUUGGGCUCAUUGACCUCAACUCUUCGCGGCUCGAUCUUCAUGUCGCCGAGCUCUGCCUCGCCUUGUGUGUCAGUGGGAACAAUCUGCUCAACAUCUGUAAGCUUGUCUUCCAAAUUAGUCGCAAUGAAGAAAAUGACGUUCUCUUCCAGGACAGUUCAGUCAUAGACCUGCUGCUCGGGAUGCUGCUUCGCGAGGAGGUGUCUGCUUCUGGAGAAGCGUUGUUUUACUGUGUCGGCACGCUUAAGUUUCUCUCAGGAAACGCUGCGAUUGUACGCCGAUUGUUGGACAAAAACUGUAUGAGAGUGGCACAGAAGUUCAUAAAAAAACUCUGCAGAGUUGAGGACGCUUACUUCAAAAUGGCCAGACACAUCUUUGUACAGCUGACUGCCACCAUGAGGAACCUUGCUGAUCACCCUGAGGCCCGCUCGCUCUUCGUCUCCUACUCGCUGAUGUCACAGCUUUGCUUGGUGCUGCAGCGCCAUAGCCAGGACCAAGAUGUCUGCACCAAUGUUUCUAGAAUCUUCAGUAAACUCUCCUCUUAUGCGGAGGGUCGCCUCUCACUGGCUGAGACCCCAGACUGUUACCAACUAUUUUUAGAACUCUUGAGCAAGCAUCACCAAAAACAGGACCUGGUCGUGCGACUGCUGUUCACGCUGGGCAAUCUCACCUCCAAGAGUGACGAGGCGCGGCAGAAGCUCUUCCGCUGCGAGGCGUGUGCGGACACCCUCUUGCGGCUGUACGACGACUACCAGCUGAGGGAGGACUCGCCGCAACCCACGGCUGCCAGCGCACGGGAUGGCGAGGAUGUGCUGGUGAAGCUUGUCCGGGUGCUGGCCAACAUGUGCAUCCAUCCUGAUGUGGGCGCCGCGCUGGCCAGCAACACAAACUGCAUCCAGCUGCUGAUGGAGACCCUAGAGCUGCGGUCCGUGCAGGAGAGCGAGGAGCUAAUUGUGAACGUGGCCGCAACCAUCAACAACCUGACCUGUUACCACAAGGACAGCUCGGUGCUCAAACGCAGUCAGCUGGCCAUUGCAGAGUUGAUGCUGAAGUUGAUGCUCAGCUCCAAUAUGGACGCCAUGCUGGAGGCCACCCGCGUCUAUGGGAACUUGUCACAGUCCAAAGACGUGCGGGACUUUAUAAUACAAAAUAAAGUACACAGGUUUGUUGUGACACUUCUGGACUCUAAGAGCCCUGACGUCUGCUUCUCGGCUUGUGGGGUCCUCACCAACUUGGCGCUGGAUCCUCCGAACCGAGCCAGUCUCUUGCUGGAGGGGGCUACAACAAAGCUGACCGACUGCCUGCGAGACUUCGGAGCAGGUGACUGGCAGCUGGCGGGCCAGGUGUGUCAGGCCUUGUGGAACUUAACGGGUGGCGGCUCGGACAAGCUGUUGCACGCGCAGGAGGGACAAUCGCUGCUGGAGAUCCUCAAGUCCUACUUAGAUGAAGACAAGGCCUUGAAGUGGACAGAAAACAAAGACGUGAGCGAUUACCACAGAGCGUCCUGGGAGUUGGAGUUCCGACCCGCAGCUCAAAAACUACUAACAGAGAUUGUGACAUAAAAAAACACGGGCAACGUACCCUCAGGUAAACAUGAUACAUGAUAUGUUGUUAUCCAACUACCAGCUUGUACCGUACUACGGCGUACGUGAAUGUUCUGAUGUGUUUGUUGUGUUCUUAUCUUAAGUCCUGUAGCCUCAUGUGAAUCCUCUAUAAAGCACUUUAAAGUCAA
This is a messenger RNA of Nerophis ophidion (straightnose pipefish), 2225 nucleotides long. It is a transcript of the gene armc2, whose product is annotated as armadillo repeat containing 2. NCBI's taxonomy places the organism in Eukaryota, Metazoa, Chordata, Actinopteri, Syngnathiformes, Syngnathidae. Gene Ontology annotation, molecular function: protein binding. The transcript has 15 exons. The coding region runs from base 1 to 2055 and encodes 684 amino acids. The record is from RefSeq and is a predicted model, not a curated record. Gene Ontology annotation, biological process: cilium organization; sperm axoneme assembly.